AAGUUCUUGAAUUUCUGGAAAAUAAGACAAAAACAUAAAGUCUGACUUCGUGUUAAAUAUUUGCACAAUUGUUUGUAAAUUGUAUAGCUAAAAACAGAUUCAAACUUAAACGAAUAUUGCACAAUUAAAGUAAACAUUACUUCAUAACAUUAUUAAACGUGAUGAAAACAUCCAUAACAAUACUCCUUAUUGGGAGUUGCAUACUUUUGAGCUGUGCACUACCAGUUACCAAAACAAAAAAAGAUGAGAAAAAAGAAGAAUCUAGCACUCCCGAAUCGCCAGACGUUGAGACAGCCUUGGAAUAUGAACGCUAUUUAAAAGAGGUCGUUGAUGCAUUGGAAAGUGAUCCAGAUUUUCGUAAAAAAUUAGACAAAGCUCCAGAAGCUGAUAUCCGUAGUGGUAAAAUUGCCCAAGAACUUGACUAUGUGAAUCAUCAUGUACGCACGAAAUUAGAUGAAAUCAAACGCCGUGAAUUGGAACGUUUACGUGCGUUGGCCAAAAAGGAAUAUGAAUUAGAGAAUGAAAUUGAUCGUGAACACUUGAAAAUCAAUCAGCAUGUGGAUCAUGCAAAUGAGCACACUUUCGAGAUUGAGGAUUUGAAAAAAUUAAUUAAAAAAACUGCCGAAGACUUGGCUGAAGCCGAUCGUAAGAGACAAGCUGAGUUUAAAGAGUAUGAAAUGCAAAAAGAAUUUGAAAAAGAAAUGGUCAAGAAGGAACUAGAUGAACAACAACGCAAAAAAUUCGAAGAAGAACAAAAAGCAUUAGAGGAGAAGCACAAGAAACAUGAAAAAGUACAUCAUCCUGGAAACAAAGCUCAAUUAGAAGAAGUAUGGGAGAAACAGGAUCAUAUGGAUAAACAGGAUUUUGACCCUCAUACAUUCUUUAUGAUACAUGAUGUCGAUGGUAAUGGAUUUUGGGAUGAAACUGAAGUUAAAGCUUUGUUUGUAAAAGAAUUAGACAAAGUGUACCAGUCUGGUUUACCUGAAGACGAUAUGCGCGAACGUGCUGAAGAAAUGGAACGUAUGCGUGAGCAUGUUUUCCAAGAAACCGAUACCAAUCGAGAUGGGUUAAUUAGUUUUCAGGAAUUUUUGGAACAAACAAAGCGCGAUGAAUAUAAUAGAGAUCCAGAAUGGCAAACUAUAGACGAACAACCACAAUAUACACAUGAAGAAUAUUUAGAAUUUGAACGCAGAAGAAAGGAGGAAAUCGACCGAAUGAUUGCACAAGGAUUGCUUCCUCCACAUCCAAAUAUGCCACAAGGCUAUUAUGCUCAUGAUCCAAAUGCUGCAUACCAAACUGGCCAACAACAUCCAUCUGGAUACCAACAACAGCCACAAAUGCAUUAUCAAGAUCCCCAACAACAACAUAUGCAACAGCAACAACAAUAUCAGCAUCAACAGCAACAAUACCAGCAGCAUCAAUAUCAACAGCAACAAUACCAACAACAUAAUCAACAGCAACCACAAUUCCAAGGACAACAAGUUCAACUAAAUCCGAAUCAAGUGUAUCAACAAAUUCCAGCUCAACAACAGCAGUAUCAGCAACAACCACAACCUGUCGUAAAUAAUUUGCCACCUCAGCAACAACAGCAGCCGGUUAAUAAUUUACCUCCCCAAAAACCUGUUGCCAGCAAUUCUCCCACUCAGCAACAACCUGUUGUGAACAAUUUACCAUCCCAACAACAGCAGCCUGUAGCUAACAACAACAUUAAUCAACAGCAACAGCAGCAACCAAUAAAUAAUGCUAUACCCCAACAGCCAAUAAAUAAUGUGCAACAGCAGCAAAACAACAUUCCUCAAAAGCAUUAGAAUCGUUCAAGCUUAAAUUUUCCAAUAAAUAUAUAACUUGAACACAAAUUGUCUAAGAAACAUUCAUUCAUCUCGUAAUCAUUUGUACUUUUCUUAUUCCAAAUAUUGACAUUAUCUACUAAUAAUAUGUGAUUGUUUUCAUGGUAAACUAAAUACAUACGGAUACAUUUCAUUUACCAUCUCAAAAUUGUAUAAUAUCUGCAUUUGUUUAUAACAUUUCAAUAACCUAUUUUCUUGUAUACAUACAUGCAAUUUUUUUUUAACAAUUAUAAAGUUAUGUCAUAUAUUUUUAUAUAUGUAUAUUGUACGUUUAAGACGAUUUUAUAUUGUGUAUUGUUUUCUUUUCGUUUAUUAUAAAUAAAUUAAAUGAAAUGCAAAUUUAA
Messenger RNA from Calliphora vicina (urban bluebottle blowfly), 2191 nucleotides. RefSeq names its product Nucleobindin 1 (gene NUCB1). The record is from RefSeq and is a predicted model, not a curated record. The transcript is spliced from 4 exons. Lineage: Eukaryota; Metazoa; Arthropoda; Insecta; Diptera; Calliphoridae. Gene Ontology annotation, molecular function: calcium ion binding. Bases 162 to 1808 code for a protein of 548 amino acids. Gene Ontology annotation, cellular component: extracellular exosome; endoplasmic reticulum-Golgi intermediate compartment.